Molecule: messenger RNA, 626 nt
Organism: Equus quagga
Lineage: Eukaryota; Metazoa; Chordata; Mammalia; Perissodactyla; Equidae
Product: peroxiredoxin-1-like
Exons: 1
Coding region: 12-611 (199 amino acids)
Biological process (GO): removal of superoxide radicals; cellular response to stress; cell redox homeostasis
Cellular component (GO): cytosol
Molecular function (GO): thioredoxin peroxidase activity
Source: RefSeq, a predicted model, not a curated record
CAGAUAGCAAGAUGUCUUCAGGAAAUGCCAAAAUUGGGCACCCUGCCCCCAACUUCAAAGCCACUGCUCUUAUGCCAGAUGGUCAGUUCAAAGAUAUCAACCUAGCUGACUACAAAGGAAAAUAUGUUGUGUUCUUCUUUUACCCUCUUGACUUCACCUUUGUGUGCCCCACGGAGAUCAUUGCUUUCAGUGAUAGGGCAGAAGAAUUCAAGAAACUCAACUGCCAAGUGAUUGGAGCUUCUAUUGAUUCUCACUUCUGUCACCUAGCUUGGAUCAACACACCCAAGAAACAAGGAGGACUCAGACCCAUGAACAUUCCCUUGGUAUCCAACCCAAAGUGCACCAUUGCUCAGGACUAUGGGGUCUUAAAGGUUGAUGAAGGCAUCUCAUUCAGGGGACUCUUUAUCAUUGAUGAUAAAGGUAUCCUCCGGCAGAUCAGCGUGAAUGACCUUCCUGUUGGCCACUCUGUGGAUGAGAUUCUGAGACUAGUUCAGGCCUCCCAGUUCACUGACAAACAUGGGGAAGUGUGCCCAGCUGGCUGGAAGCCUGGCAGUGAUACCAUCAAGCCUGAUGUCCAGAAGAGCAAAGAAUAUUUCUUGAAGCAGAAAUGAGUGCUGGGCCAUUUU